Molecule: messenger RNA, 279 nt
Organism: Trichoderma harzianum CBS 226.95
Lineage: Eukaryota; Fungi; Ascomycota; Sordariomycetes; Hypocreales; Hypocreaceae
Exons: 1
Coding region: 1-279 (92 amino acids)
Source: RefSeq, a predicted model, not a curated record
AUGCAACCACAGCCCUGUGACUGCUCCUUGCAACAAAAAGCGUUUAUUCCCGGCUCUUGUCCUCCCCCUCGGAGAUCAAAAACCCCCAUAGCUCCCCCCUCCAGAAUCUACCACUGUGUAACCCCUGCAGCGCAAAUGUCUCUCAUCUCGCCAACAUUCCGCCUCACUUUCAACAGACGCAAUUCUCUCUCUUCGCACAGUCCAGAUCAUGCGCCUCCAAAUAGCAAAAGCAAAGCAAAGCAACGUCCACGCGCACCCGCGAAAAGCCGAAUGCGAUAA